AUGGAUUUCCCCCAGCACAGCCAACAGGUGCUGGAGCAGCUGAACCAGCAGAGGCAGCUGGGCCUGCUGUGUGACUGCACCUUCGUGGUGGACGGUGUCGACUUCAAGGCCCACAAGGCUGUGCUGGCUGCCUGCAGUGAGUACUUCAGGAUGCUGUUUGUGGACCAGAAGGACGUGGUGCACCUGGACAUCAGCAAUGCAGCAGGCCUGGGUCAGGUUCUGGAGUUCAUGUACACAGCCAAGCUGAGCCUGAACCCUGACAACGUGGAGGACGUGCUGGCCGUGGCCGGGUUCCUGCAGAUGCAGGAGGUUGUCAGCGCUUGCAACGCGCUCAAGUCCCUCUCGGCGCUGCCACAAGGCCCUGGUGGGAGCCAGAGACCCCCGGGGGCAGAUCCUGCCAUCCAAGAGGCCUCCAACUCCAAAUUUCCCAGCCACCCACAGCCGGCAGAGAGCGCGCUGGGCAGCGGCUGCCCCGCCGAGACGGGAAACAUCUCUGAGGGCACCAAGACAGGAGAGACGGAGCCGGAAGUGAAGGAGGAAGAGGCAGAGGGGACAGCAGGGGAGGACACAGAGGUCAAAACCCCUGAGGAGGAGCAGCCCAGGCUGGAAAAUGGAGAAAACACUGAAGAGAACGAAGCUGGAAACGCUGACUCCGGGCAGGAAAACUUGGGAGAACCUCGGCUGCUGCCCUCGGGAAUUUACAGCGACAGGACCGAGUCCAAAGCCUAUGGCUCCGUCACACACAAGUGUGAGGACUGUGGGAAGGAGUUCACCCACACCGGGAAUUUCAAGCGGCACAUCCGUAUCCACACGGGGGAGAAGCCCUUCUCCUGCAGGGAGUGCAGCAAAGCUUUCUCUGACCCAGCUGCCUGCAAAGCCCAUGAGAAGACCCACAGCCCCCUGAAGCCCUACGGCUGCGAGGAGUGUGGGAAGAGCUACCGCCUGAUCAGCCGGCUGAACCUCCACAAGAAGAGGCACACGGGGGAGGCCAAGUACCGUUGUGAUGACUGUGGGAAGCUCUUCACCACCUCGGGCAACCUCAAAAGGCACCAGCUGGUCCACAGUGGUGAGAAGCCCUACCAGUGUGACUACUGUGGGCGCUCCUUCUCCGACCCCACCUCCAAAAUGAGGCACCUGGAGACACACGACACCGACAAGGAGCACAAGUGUCCCCACUGUGACAAGAAGUUCAACCAGGUGGGGAACUUGAAGGCUCACUUGAAGAUUCACAUUGCUGAUGGGCCGCUGAAGUGCCGGGAGUGUGGCAAACAGUUCACCACUUCAGGAAACCUGAAGCGUCACCUCCGGAUCCACAGCGGGGAGAAGCCCUACGUCUGCGUGCACUGCCAGCGCCAGUUCGCCGACCCCGGGGCGCUGCAGCGGCACGUCCGCAUCCACACCGGAGAGAAGCCGUGCCAGUGCUUGAUCUGUGGGAAAGCCUUCACCCAAGCCAGCUCCCUCAUCGCCCAUGUGCGCCAGCACACGGGGGAGAAACCCUACGUCUGCGAGCGCUGUGGGAAGAGAUUUGUCCAGUCAAGCCAACUGGCCAACCACAUCCGCCACCACGACAACAUCCGACCCCACAAAUGCACCGUUUGCAACAAGGCCUUUGUCAACGUGGGUGACCUCUCCAAGCACAUCAUCAUCCACACGGGGGAGAAGCCCUUCCUGUGUGACAAGUGUGGCCGGGGCUUCAACCGGGUGGACAACCUGCGUUCCCACGUCAAGACGGUCCAUCAGGGCAAGGCUGGGAUCAAAAUCCUGGAGCCCGAGGAAGGAGAUGAGGUCAACAUUGUCACGGUGGCUUCUGAUGAGAUGGUGACACUGGCCACCGAGGCACUGGCUGCCACUGCUGUCACGCAGCUCACGGCCCACCCCUCGGGCUAUGGGGGGGUCUAA
This is a messenger RNA of Chaetura pelagica (chimney swift), 1899 nucleotides long. RefSeq names its product zinc finger and BTB domain containing 17 (gene ZBTB17). Gene Ontology annotation, molecular function: RNA polymerase II cis-regulatory region sequence-specific DNA binding; protein binding; DNA-binding transcription factor activity. The record is from RefSeq and is a predicted model, not a curated record. Bases 1 to 1899 code for a protein of 632 amino acids. Lineage: Eukaryota; Metazoa; Chordata; Aves; Apodiformes; Apodidae. Gene Ontology annotation, biological process: regulation of transcription by RNA polymerase II. The transcript has 12 exons.